Adineta steineri is the source of this 1425-nucleotide messenger RNA. The record is from the annotation of a GenBank genome assembly. NCBI's taxonomy places the organism in Eukaryota, Metazoa, Rotifera, Eurotatoria, Adinetida, Adinetidae.
AUGGCCGAUAAAGAUCAAUCAAAAGAGAACGAUACUAAUUCAACUGCUAGUUCAACAACAGCAAAACCAUCAAAUAAAAAAUCAAAAAAUAAAGUAGCAACUGAUGCACCCGAUGGUAAUACUUCAACUACAAACGAAAAUAAUGCUACUCCGUCACCAGAUUCAGUACAGGAUAUGUUAAAAAAAUUAGCUCUAGUUGAACAAGCUUCUGCUGCAGGUAAUAAUCGAAGUGCACCAAAAUCAGAUGAAGAAGCUGCAUCGAGACAAGAAUGGAAAUUUUGGCAUACACAACCUGUACCAACUAUUGGAACAAAAACAGCAUCGGAAAAUAGUGGACCUGUAGAAGAAAAUAAACCUAUGGAAGAAUUAAGACAAGAACCAUAUAAAUUACCAGAUGGAUUUUCAUGGGAUGAAAUUGAUGUUCUCAAUGAAGACGAAUUAAAAGAAUUAUAUGUUCUUUUAAAUGAGAAUUAUGUUGAAGAUGAUGAUAAUAUGUUUCGUUUUGAUUAUUCAAUGCCAUUUUUACGAUGGGCUUUAUGUGCACCAGGAUGGAUUCGAAAAUGGCAUGCAGCUGUACGUGUAACAAAAAGUCGCAAAAUGGUUGGUUUUAUUAGUGCUGUACCUAUUAAAAUGAAAGUUUAUGAAAAGGAAGUUCCAAUGGUUGAAAUUAAUUUUUUGUGUGUUCAUAAAAAAUUGCGUUUGAAACGUAUGGCACCCGUUUUAAUUAAAGAAAUAACUCGACGUGUUAAUUUGGAAGGAAUUUUUCAAGCUGUUUAUACAGCUGGUGUUGUUCUACCUGGUAUUGUUAGCAAAUGUAGAUAUUGGCAUCGUUCACUUAAUGUCAAAAAAUUGGUGUCUGUACAAUUUUCCCACGUAGGCAGAAACAUGACAUUACAAAGAAUGCAAAAACUCUAUCGACUACCUGAAGCAACACAAAUAAAAGGUUUUCGUGAAAUGCGUCAUGCUGAUAUACCAAGGGCUUUUGCUUUACUUUCACAAUAUUUAAAAAAAUUUGAUUUAUCACCUGUAUUUACUCAAGAAGAAUUUGAAUAUCUAUGUCAAAAUCGUCCUAAUAUUGUUAGUUCAUUUGUCGUUGAACAAGAAGAUGGUGAAAUAACAGAUUUUAUUUCUUAUUAUCAUUUAUCAUCAACAAUUAUGAAUCAUCCACAAUAUAAAACAUUGAAUGCAUGUUAUAUGUAUUAUCAUGCAGCAAGUCGAACGCCACUACCUGAACUUGUUAAUGAUUGUCUUGUUCAAGCACAUCUUAAUGAUUUUGAUGUAUUCAAUGCACUUGAUCUAAUGGAUAAUAAAGAAUUUUUAGAAAAACUUAAAUUUGGUGUUGGUGAUGGCAAUCUUCAAUAUUAUAUUUACAACUGGCAAUGUCCACAAAUGAAUCCAGAAAAGGUUGCAUUAUUACUUCAAUAG